GGUGGCCGGCCGCAGUGCGCAUGAGUUCGGGGCUGCCUGCUCGGUGGAGCCCGCUCCCGUUCGGAGGUGCCGCUCCAGCCACCUGCCCGUCGCCGUCCUUCGUCCGGGCUCCUUCCCGCUCCUCGCCCAGCCGGUGCGGCUCCCCGCAGCCGAAAUGAGUAAAGCUUGCAGCCUGACGUAGUAUGCUGAUGGCAUUCUGCACUGCAUCGGGAUCCAGCGGUCAAGAAGGUGUGAUGCCUAGAAAUCUCGUGUCAGAUUCUCCUGAAAUGGCAUCCGAGAUCUCUCCAAAGCACGCGCUCGGGAGCGUGGAGAACCGUGGCAGCCAAGCUAAAUGCAGAAAUCUUGCCCUGGAUGAUGAGAGUCUGAAACACUUAACUCACGAAGAGCAGAAUGUUCUCAUGUUCUUUGAGGAAACCAUAGAUGCCUUAGAAGAUGACUUGGAGGAGCCGGUCCUACAUGACAGUGGCAUCCACUGCCAGUCUCCACGGUCAACGGAAGAAAAUGUGUCCAGUCAUUCAGAGACUGAAGAUAUCAUCGACUUAGUACAGUCAACACCUGAGAGCAGUGACCAUGAAGGCCCUCCUAGCAGAGAUGCAGAACCAGUGUCAGAUGCUUCCUGGAGAAGUGAGAGCCCUAAGCCAGCUGUACCUGUACCCGCUGAUCUUCCCCCGUGCCCCCCGGUACCACCACCGUCGAGCUCUGAGACGCUUCCCCUCCCUCCUCCACCACCUCCUCCUCCAGUGCAGCACCCAAAACUGCUUCGCUCGAUCCCCACCCCGCUCAUCAUAGCCCAGAAGAUGUCUGAGCAGCAGAUGGAGGGCAGGGCCCGCUUCCCCAGCGCCCUCAAGGAGGGGAAUUUGGACAGGAAGAAGACCCCCGUAGCCAACGGUAACUCUUCUGCAGCUCUGAAGCACCCUCCUGCACCCGCACCCAAACUGCACCGCUUCCCCAGCAACAUCAACAUCACAAAUGUCAGUGGCAAAGAAUUCAACGAGACUAUUUCAAAAGCAGCCGUUAACGUCCAGGAGCGGAAAGCCCAGGUGCUGGCCAACAUCAGUGGAGGAGCUUUUCUGGCACCUGAUCUGGAGGAGAAGCUGCAGAAAAACGAUUUCUUGUCCCGUAACAGAAGUUCUUCCUUAAGGGAUCUUUCCUCUGAGCAAACGCGAUACGAGGCCCUGACAAAACUUGGCCUAGUUAAGGGAAAGCCAGCUCAGGACCAAGUGGACCAUGCCCCAAGCUCUCAGCAGCUUGAUGUGCAGCCCAAAAAGGCAGACGCUGUUCCCAAUGGAUAUCAAAACAUCCAUGAGAUCCUAAAAAGCGAGCCCAGCCCUUUCCUUCCUAUGGGCAAAACUGUAACAAUCAAACCAGAGGUAGCUCUUGCUGCUAACAAGGUCAGCAGCGGGCAGCAGAACACACCAAAAACCAUUAAUGAUUACAAACAAGCCAGUCUAAACCUGGAUAUGAGGAGGAGGUCAGGUUCUCUGCCUAGACCUUCAGGAUUUCGAUCCCAGGGGAUAACAGUAAAGUUUUCUGGCCGGGGCUCAACAGAAGAAGCGAGGAGAGAGGCGCUUCGGAAACUGGGGCUACUGAAGGAGACUGCGUAAUUCGGAUGGGAAGGUUUUGGUAACUGGGUGGAAGUCGUAGCGUGGCUUUGUGCUGGAAUUGUCCCGACAGGAUUGGGAUCAAACAAACUGGAAGACGAAAGGGGAAGUUCUCUGUUUCUGACAAGCUAAGGAGGUACUAGACGCUGUGGAAUGACCACUCGUGUUCAUCCCAGAAGGACUGACAUGGAGAGUGGUGGGUUUCGGCUCUCCUUCCUACAGGGAUACUCAUCUGUUGCUCUUUGUGACUAAGAGGAGUUUUAUUUAAGUAACGCUGAACUGUAGCAGGCAGCGUCUUGUGAAUGAAGUGUACAGAGCAGUAUUGUUGUACAUAGCAAACUGAGGGGCGAAUCUGCUGCCUUUUUCGCUCUUUCUGAAGCCAAAAAUGAGAGCUCCAUUUGUCUUGCCCACAUGUGUAUGUCUGUUCCUGGGAGCUCGAGAUAAUGUCCAAACUGAAAUUUCUGACCAGCGUGAACACGCUGCUUGUUGUUUUUUUUUUGUUGUUGUCUGUAUUAUCUGGCUUGGCUUCGUUCCCCCACCACCCGUGGUGGAGUCCUCCUCUUCCUUGUGGUG
Calidris pugnax (ruff) is the source of this 2174-nucleotide messenger RNA. It is a transcript of the gene PROSER2, whose product is annotated as proline and serine rich 2. Bases 183 to 1604 code for a protein of 473 amino acids. The transcript has 4 exons. The record is from RefSeq and is a predicted model, not a curated record. Lineage: Eukaryota; Metazoa; Chordata; Aves; Charadriiformes; Scolopacidae.